AUGGUCUCUGUGUCAGUAUGUGAGGAGGAGGUGAAGGAGGUGAAAGAGGAGGUUUUGGAGGAGGGGAUGGAGGUGAAAGAGGAGGAGAAAGAGAAGGUGAUGGAGGGGAUGAUGGAGGUGACUGAGGAGGUGAUGGAGGUGAAAGAGGAGAUGAUGGAGGUGAAAGAGGAGAUGAUGGAGGUGAAAGAGGAGGUGAUGGAGGUGAAAGAGGAGGUGAUGGAUGAGAUAGCGGAGGUGAAAGAGGAGAUGAUGGAGGUGAAAGAGGAGAUGAUGGAGGUGAAAGAGGAGGUGAUGGAGGUGAAAGAGGAGGUGAUGGAGGUGAAAGAGGAGAUGAUGGAGGUGAAAGAGGAGAUGAUGGAGGUGAAAGAGGAGAAGAUGGAGGUGAAAGAGGAGAUGAUGGAGGUGAAAGAGGAGAUGAUGGAGGUGAAAGAGGAGAUAGCGGAGGUGAAAGAGGAGAUGAUGGAGGUGAAAGAGGAGGUGAUGGAGGUGAAAGAGGAGAUAGCGGAGGUGAAAGAGGAUGAUGGAGGUGAAAGAGGAGAUGAGGAGGUGAAAGAGGAGAUGAUGGAGGUGAAAGAGGAGGUGAUAAGAGGUGAAAGAGGAGUGAUGGAGGUGAAAGAUGAUGGAGGUGAGGAGAUGAUGGAGGAGGAUGUGGAGGUGAAAGAGGGUGAUGGAGGUGAAAGAGGAGUGAUGGUAGGUGAAAGAGGGAAUGAUGGAGGUGAAAGAGGAGAUGAUGGAGGUGAAAGGAGGAUGGUGGUGAAAGAGGAGGUGAUGGAGGUGAAGAGGAGGUAA
Knipowitschia caucasica is the source of this 789-nucleotide messenger RNA. Lineage: Eukaryota; Metazoa; Chordata; Actinopteri; Gobiiformes; Gobiidae. The record is from the annotation of a GenBank genome assembly.